This is a messenger RNA of Cannabis sativa, 1465 nucleotides long. RefSeq lists its product as uncharacterized. Lineage: Eukaryota; Viridiplantae; Streptophyta; Magnoliopsida; Rosales; Cannabaceae. The transcript has a single exon. The record is from RefSeq and is a predicted model, not a curated record. Bases 627 to 1295 code for a protein of 222 amino acids.
GGCAAAAUUGGUACAAUGUUUAAAAAAAGAGGUAACAAUGAUAGAUUUUAAAAAAGAAGGUAAAAAUAAAAAAGAACAAUAUAAAAAGGAUAUAGAAUGUAAUUUCUUCUUAUUAAUAAUGCAGCCCAGCCCACACAAAUGUCCAAACAAAAAGCCAAAUCUAACAAUUUCAAUCAGUCUACCAAUGAUAAAGCACAUCAUAACACAAAUUAUUUAACAAAAAGAAGAAGAAGAAAGGAAAAGGAUAAUAUUAUAAAAACUAAAAUGAUAAAGCAUAUAUCAUUAAAAAAAAAUAAAGGAUAUAGAUGAAAACAUAAACCAGUGAGUAAUAAAUAAAUACAGUCAUGUCAUCCACAACAAACCAAAAGCAAUAAAAAAGAAAUUAAUUAAUUAAUAAAACAGUCUGGUGAGCCGGGCCCAUAUUCUUCCAUGUCGAGCCUUUUAUAAGUACCUCACUCACUCUCUCUCCACUCCUAUGCCACAGAACUAAAUAUUCCUCUAGCUUCCUCCCUCUCUCGCUCUCUUCAUCCAUCCUCGUUCUAGUUCUCUCUCUCUCUCUCUCUCUCUCUCUCUCUCUCUCUCUCUCUCUCUCUAUAUAUAUAUAUCUCAAGCUACCAAACCCAACCAUGGAAACUAACCCACCACCACCACCAUCAUCAUCAACAUCAACACCGCUAAUCCCCAGAAAAUUAAGCAACGCGGUUCGUCUGAUCAUGUUCAUGAUCCAAAAGGGGAUGUCGAUCAAGCGAAAGCGCCUGAUGAUCUUGAUCCCUGAUAUGAUGGAACGUGGGAAGGUACUCGGCAAAUCAUUCAACGACCUCAUGAUUCGCCACAACACGGCCUUAGGCUGUAGCUCCCACGACGUUCGAAUGUCGUUCGUGUCCCCGAGGGACUACGAGUUCAGCUGCAGCAGCACCCCACCGCAUCGAAUCUACUCCGCUGACCGUGUUUCCAGAAAUAAUAAGCGCAGAAACGGAGGAGGCCGUCACCGUUAUGUUAAUGCUAAUGCUAGUAAUAAUAUUAAUAAUAAUAAUAAUUAUAAGAAACACGUUGACGUCGGUUACUACAAGCAGUACUACGGGAGUGGUAAUACUAAACAAGACGAUGUCGUUUCGGUUGUUAGCUCCGUUAAGUCGUCCCUCAGAGGAGGAGGAGGCGGUAGCACUAACGGCAGUGACGAUGAGUUCCCAGUCGACAAGGCAGCGGAGGAGUUUAUUCAGAGGUUUUACAGGGAGUUGUUGUUGCAGAAAUUAAAUUUGGCGCGUGAGACCACAGCCACGGUUCGAUUUGGCUGACUCACGCGCCUGUGAGGGAUUGUGUUUUGCAGUAACUGAAAGCAAAACCUGCGAAACGACGCCGUGCUUUUGUUUGAUGUACAUUUAGUAAAAAUUAACCGAUAAUUAAUGAAGGUUUUAAACUUAAGCAUUUUUUUACUAUAUAUAAAAAUUAAGCAUUUUCUUUUCUA